Molecule: messenger RNA, 3273 nt
Organism: Tetrahymena thermophila SB210
Lineage: Eukaryota; Ciliophora; Oligohymenophorea; Hymenostomatida; Tetrahymenidae
Product: cyclic nucleotide-binding domain protein
Exons: 4
Source: RefSeq, a predicted model, not a curated record
AUGAGUAACUUAGUCAAAAUUUUUAAAAAGAGUCAAAGUGAUUGGAGCGAAAAGGAUAAGACUCUCUUAGGAAAUUAUUUAAAGCAAUUAAAACAAUUCAACUUAAAUUAGUAAAGUGAAUUGACAGAAUAGAAAAUACAAUAAUGCAUUAAUGAGAUGGAAUAUUAGAGUUACUAAAAAGAUGAAUUUAUUUAUCAUUCUUAUGACUAUUGCGAUUAUAUUUACAUAUUACUAGAUGGAACUGCUAGCCAAUUAGUAAGUAAGAGUGAAUUAGAAAUUGAAAUGGAAAAGGGCAUACUAAUGUAAAUAUAACAAUUAGAAUAGAUGCUACAGCGUAAAUAGUAAAUAGGUCAAUCUGAAAGUGAUAAAGCUGAUUUGUACAUAUAAAAGAUUAAUGAUCUUAACAAUCAAUUAGAACAAGACAAUAGAUUCAACUUGUCAAGGCGUUUAAAAUAGAUUUUUGCUAAAUCCUCACUUGCUUACUGCUAGAAUGAAUCGUACUAUUUUGACAGCAAUUUUAGUAAUAUUUGCUUAUUUAAAGAAUAAAGCCAAAUAAAUUCAGGAAAUUUGAUUGGAGAAUAUACUGAGGAAUCAUUAAGAAAUCAGUCUAUUUUAACUAGCUCAGUGUGCCAUUUUUUGAAAUUAAAAGCUAGUGUUUACUAUAAAAUUUAUAAAAAAGAAAUAGUUCAGCAAUAAAAAGUGAAAUAAUUUUUGAAGAAAUUAGGUCUAAAUCAAAUAAACUAAUCUGAAAUAGAGUAGAUAAGCUUUAAUAUUGAAAGAAUUAAAGUGAAGAAGGAUUAAAUUAUUUUCAAGCAAGGAGACAAAGCUAAAUAGAUUAUAUUCCUUGUUUAAAAAGGCUCAUUUGAACUAAAAUUUUAUCUUAAUAAAUCAAUAUUAGAAGAGUCCCCUUCUUCUGAGAUUGGAAAAACUCUAGAAAUAGAUGCUGAUAAUAACAAAAACAUUUAAAACUAAAAUUCAACUACAUAAACUCAUCAUAAUGGAAUUAAUUUAUUUAAAAUCAACAAAUCAAACAUAAGUUGCUAAGAAUACAAAUUAUUUUAAGUUGGUGAAGGAGAGAUAUUUGGAUGUGAGGAACUUCAAAAUAAUUUUAGAAAUAUUUCUGUUAUAAGCAAAGAAAGUAAAGGAGUGCUUUAUAAAAUAAAAAUAAAACAACUUAAAGAAUUGCAAGAUAAAAGGAUUAUCGAAAAGAUUUAUCAAUAUGGGUAAAACAGAAUGGAAAGGAUAAACAGGAGAAUUCAAGAGCUUUAUUCUUAUGAAUAAAAAUAACAAUCUCCUUUAAAGCAGAUCAACAAAUAUUAUUCGUCUUGCUCAUCCUCGCCUUCAAACAGCCAUUUUCUGACAAACCAGCUUUUAGAACAGCAACAAAAAUCUCCUAUGAGCAAUACAUAGACAGAUAGUACUCUCUUAAUAGGCUAAAUUACAGAAAAUAUUGAAGAUGAAAAUGAUAACUUUGAAUUAGGCUCUAAUCGUAUGAAAAGCAUUUAGCUGUUAAGAUCUCACAGAUUUUAGAAAUAAAAUAAAAAUGCUGUUACUCCUUUGUCUACGAAUAUGUAAACUAAUUAUUCCAGUAGAAGAGCUUUAUCUAUGAUAGACUCAACUCUGUUAAAGUCUUAAAAUACUUUCUGCAUAAGCCCUAUUACUUAAAAGAAUGUAGACUGUAGCUCAAAUAAUGGCUCAACCUCAACAAACUUUAAUAGUGUAAAGACAUCAAAAAAUAAAUUAUAUAUUAUUGGUAAUCAACAACAGCUCAAAAAUUAAUAAUUUUCUGAUUUUGUAUAACUUCAUUAACUUUAAGAGAAAUAAGAUAUUUCAAAUUAUCAAUCAUAUUAAGAAGGAGUUGAAAUUGGAUCUUAGCUAGCAUUUUCGUCUUAGCCAACUUCUCCCACACACUCUAAGAGUAUAGAGAAGAAGAUUAAUUAAUAUAAAAAGCAAAACAGUUAACUUAAAAACGUUAUGAAUCCUCCUUAAUUUUUCCAUAAAAGUAAAUCCUUUCUUUAAACUUAAAAUCAAAUAAAAAUUUAGAGGUAAAAGAGUCAAACAAAAACAACUCUCUUCGUAAAUCAUUCUCAAAAUUUAAUUGACUCUAAAGCAUCUCAGUAUGACAGUUUAAAUACAAACAAUCAGGCUUCUAUCAUUUAAGAUAACUAAAUUUAACAGUCUAUAUUGUAUUCUAAAAUGCUUAAAUCAAGAUUGAUACACUUUUUGAACAACUAGUCAUAGAUGUAAAAGAAAAAGCAGACAGAUAAAGAAAAUUCAAAUUCUCAACAAAAAAUGAUAAAAUAACAAUAGCUCUCUCUAAACAGACUAAAGCAUAAAAACGUCAAUAACUUUUCUUACUUGCAAUUAUAAGAGCUAAAUAAACAAAAGAAGCAAAUGCAAUUAUAAAAAACUCCUUGCUCACUGAACUCUUUGCCAGAAGAAAAUAGUAAUAAUAUGAGUUCAAACAAUAUUAUUUAAGAAGCUUGUACCAUGAAAGAUUUAGGCUGCUCUUUCACUGCUAAUAACUCUCCUAAACAUAAAAAUAGUAACAGUAAAGGAAUCGUGUAUUAUUAAUUUUAAUAUUAAUAACCUCUCGUAAAGUAAAGAGCUUAUUCAAUUAAUGCUUAUAAACAGAUUAAAGAAAGUAGAAUAUCUUUAACUAAUUCCCCAUAAAAAAAUAUUCAUACAAAAACCAUUUAUCAGAGUCAAAGUAAUUCUAAAUACCUAGAUAUUUCUUCAAGCAAUAAAAAUAACUUAGUUUCUUUCUAAGAAACUGAUACAAAAUUUAAAUAAACUCAAUCAUUCAAUAAUUUUAUGGCUGACACUACACUAAAUGAAAAUUCCAAAACCUAAGGUUUAAAUUCAACGAAUUACAAUUUUUUUGAACCUUAAGCUUUAACUUUAAUUAACACUCUCAAAGAAUAAGACAAACCACUUUUCAAUUUAGAAUUUAAAUAAAAUAGAAACGCUUACUAGCCUAAAUAUAAAACUUAAAAUAACUUUUAUAUUGGAAAGAACUUUAACAAUUCUUCUAUUAACCAAUCUAAUGCAGCUUCAAAAAAAAUAAAUAACCUAUAACAGCAACAAAUGCAGUAUCUGGAAAUAUCUCCAAUAAAAAUCAGAAAUACCUUUAGAGGAAAUACUUCCUAAGAGCACAACACCUAAAAAGAUUUUAAAAAGACUUCUACAGAUCCAGGAAAUAGAAGUAAAAAUAAAAUGAAAUAAAUAACAAACUAAAAUAUAUAAUAAUCAUAACCAUAGUGUUUCAACUGA